AUGAAGCUCAUCAUAGCCGGCGCGACCGGCCUUUUGGGCAAUGAGCUCGUGAGACAAAGCCUGCAAAUCCGCGAGAUCAACCAGGUCGUUGCUUUAGCUCACCAGCCCGUGCAGCUCGACGAAAGUAUCGACUUAUCGAAGUUGAAGAGCAUUAUUAUUCGCGACUAUGGUGAAUACCCUGACGAUGUGAAGGCCGAGUUUACUGGCGCCGACGCUUGUAUUUGGACUGUCCCCAUCACAGCCUUACGCACCAGUAAGGUCGAACUCAAGCGUUUAUGCCAGGACUGCACAAAGCUCGGAUUCGAGGCCAUGUACGAGGCUGCACCGGCACGUCCCUUUCGCUUCAUGUACUUGAGUGCGGAAGGAAUAACUCGAGACCCAACAAAGAAGCCAGUAAUCAUGCCAGAUUACAAUAUUAUGCGAUGCAACACGGAGCUCAUAGUGCUCAAAUUUCCUACCGAGAAAGAAGGAGUCGAGGUUUGCAUCGCUCGGCCCGGCGUGAUUGCUAACUCGUCGACUUGGUCAAGGGCUUUGGUCGCCAACCUUUUUCAUAUAGUCAAUUUCUUCGGGCGGCCCCUUCCGACUAUACAACGGAGUGAGCUCGUAGCGGCAGUGCUAAACCAAGUCAUGGAUGGAUUCGACAAGGAAACUCUGUUGAAUGCCGAUCUCGUUCGACUUGGACGAAGGGAGCUGAAAUUUCGCAGUAUGCCUCAGACUUUAUAA
This is a messenger RNA of Penicillium samsonianum, 723 nucleotides long. RefSeq lists its product as uncharacterized. The coding region runs from base 1 to 723 and encodes 240 amino acids. The record is from RefSeq and is a predicted model, not a curated record. The transcript is spliced from 3 exons. NCBI's taxonomy places the organism in Eukaryota, Fungi, Ascomycota, Eurotiomycetes, Eurotiales, Aspergillaceae.